Messenger RNA from Morus notabilis, 3167 nucleotides. RefSeq lists its product as uncharacterized. Bases 364 to 2874 code for a protein of 836 amino acids. Lineage: Eukaryota; Viridiplantae; Streptophyta; Magnoliopsida; Rosales; Moraceae. The transcript is spliced from 6 exons. Gene Ontology annotation, molecular function: GTPase activator activity. Gene Ontology annotation, biological process: activation of GTPase activity. The record is from RefSeq and is a predicted model, not a curated record.
AAAAACCAAAAAAAAAAGUUGGUGAAAAAAAUUAAAAACCUCUGUAGAUAAAAAAAAAAGGAAGCAGAAUCAUUCAUAAUUAUGGAUCUCCUUUUCUCUGUUUCUGAUUAGCUUAGAGGAGUUUGAUCCUCUUCUCUCUCUAUAUCCAUUUUCUCUCUAUAUCCAUUUUCUCUCUCUAGAAAAUUCUUCAAUUUCCCGCGUUUUCCUCGCAAUUCCUCCAAUUCUUCUUCUCUUCUUCCAUUUUCGCGGAAUAAUCGUCUUCUUCUGCUCAAAAUUGCGGUGAAUUUGGGGUUUUAGGGCUCGGAGAGACUUCGGUUGUUGUUGAUUGGCGUGGAAUUUGAGGAAUUAGGGCUUUGGACAGCCAUGUCUUUAGCUCCGAUUGAGCCGCCGUCCGGUGAAUCGUCGGUAGCGUCGUCGGUGUCGGCGUCGUCGAGCUCUCAUUCCGUGUCUCGGGGUUCCGUGGACGAGAAUCGCCGAUUCGACGGGCUUCGAAGCGUGAAGUGGCGUAUAAAUCUCGGGAUUUUGCCGUCGUCUUCCCUCGAUGAUCUUCGCCGUGUUACCGCUGAUUCUCGCCGGAGAUAUGCUAGAUUAAGAAGGCGUCUUCUUGUUGACCCACAUAUUCUAAAGGAAGGCAACAAUUCUUCUGAUGUUGUCAUGGACAAUCCCCUGUCACAAAACCCAGAUAGCACCUGGAGUCGCUUCUUCCGGAAUGCGGAGUUAGAGAAAAUGGUUGAUCAGGAUUUGUCCCGUUUAUACCCAGAACACGGGAGCUACUUCCAGACACCAGGAUGCCAAGGCAUGUUAAGAAGAAUUUUGUUAUUGUGGUGUCUUAGACAUUCAGAGUUUGGUUACAGACAAGGAAUGCAUGAACUCUUGGCUCCUCUUCUAUAUGUUCUUCAUGUUGAUGUGGAGUGUCUUUUACAAGUGCAAAAGCAAUAUGCAGACCACUUCACUGACAAAUUUGAUGAUCUAUCAUUUGAGAACGAUGAUCUUACAUAUAAUUUUGAUUUCAAAAGGUCUCAUGAUUAUAUGGAAGACAAGGUUGCCUCCAAUGACAAUGUGUCAAAAGAACGGAGUCUUGAAGAACUUGAUACUGAGAUUCAAACAAUGAUAUUAUUAACUGAUGCCUAUGGCGCUGAAGGUGAAUUGGGAAUAGUAAUUUCAGAGAAAUUCAUGGAACAUGAUGCUUAUUGCAUGUUUGAUGCUUUGAUGAGUGGGGCCAAUGGUUCAGUUGCCAUGGCAGAGUUCUUCUCCCCACCCCCUGUUGGUGAAUCCCAGUCUGGCUUACCUCCAGUCAUUGAUGCUUCUGCUGCUUUGUAUCAUUUGUUGUCACUCGUUGAUUCUUCUCUGCACAGCCACCUAGUGGAGCUAGGUGUUGAGCCGCAGUAUUUUGCACUCCGCUGGUUGCGAGUCUUAUUUGGACGCGAAUUUUCUCUUGGAAAUCUCUUGAUAAUUUGGGAUGAGAUACUUGCAUCAGAAAAUGGUAAAUUAGAUAAAGUUGGUGAAGAUGAGGGAGACUCUAGUUUUGGGAUCCUAUGUUCUCCUCGAGGAGCAUUUAUCUCAGCCAUGGCAGUUUCCAUGUUACUUUAUCUGAGAUCUUCUCUACUUGCCACUGAGCAUGCUACUCAAUGUCUUCAGAGGUUACUUAAUUUUCCUGAGAAUGUAGACCUAAAUAAAUUGUUGGAGAAGGCCAAGUCUCUGCAGGCUCUUGCAUUGACCACUAAUAUAUCAUCCUCAUCCUCGUAUAGUGGAACUUAUGACAGCAGAUCAAAGGCUUUGAGAGGUCGAAGUGAAUCAUUCGACUCUGUUUCUCCAAACAGUCCAUUGAGCCAGGUAUCUGUAAGUUACUGGGAAGAAAAGUGGAGAGUUCACCUCAGGGAAGAAGAAUUAAGGCAAGGCAGCUUAAAGAAACGUGGUCCAACACAGAAAAAAGGAUGGACAGACAAGGUAAAAUUUGGCCUAUCAAGAACAGAAUCUGACCCAACUCCAGGGAAGAUUGUAAGUGGCACAAGGAACGCUAAGUCAUCUGUUAGACGAAGAUUACUGGAAGAUCUGUCUCGGGAACUUCGCUUGGAGGAAGAUAUUGACACAGCAGUUGGUCAUGAAGUUUCCGGUGACAGGGAAAAAACCCCUGUAGAAGCAGAAGACAAUAGAGAAGAUGUUUUUUUUAAGGUUGUUACCUGCACUGCUGACGAUAGAUGUUUGAGUGGAAACGCCGGAAGUGAAGAAAGCUCAUCAAUAUUCUCAGAUCCAGCAAGUCCUCGCAGUGGGACAAACGAUCAUGAGAAUGAUUCAGAGAAAAGUAGCGUUGCAUCUAAUUUAUUCCACGAUGAAAAUGACGAUCAUGGCCAGAGUAAUGAGGAGACUCUUCCGAAAACGAUUUCUCUUCCCCCUAAUGAUGUCUCUCAAAAAUCUGAAUGCAAAAACGAUCCCGUGGGGAAUUCGACUACAGAGAUAAAGGAGAGAAAGCCUCUCUCAGGUAAAUUCCAGUGGCUUUGGAAGUUUGGAAGAAACCCUGCUGCUGAGGGGACAGCUGAGAAAGGAGGCAAUGCCCUUGAGGCUACAAAGUCUGCCAACGAGGAAAGUAAUUCUAAAACUUCAAGUCCUUCUACAGCUGAUGAAUCUUCUAAUUCUUCAAUUUGCUCAAAAGGAGAUACCGUUGACCAGAAUGUUAUGGGUACUUUGAAGAAUCUUGGCCACUCUAUGCUUGACCAUAUUCAGGUAAUUGAGUCUGUCUUCCAACAAGAUCGGGGCGCUCAAGUUGGAUCAUUGGAGAACUUCUCUAAAAACAUUCUAGGCGGCAAAGGACAAGUUACGGCAGUGGCUGCUCUCAAGGAGCUUCGGAAGAUCAGCAAUCUCUUAUCGGAGAUGUAAGGUGCUAAUUUUUUUAUAUUGAUCUGUAUAUACAUUUUGUAAUAACUUUCUAUUAUUUUUAGUGCCAAAAUAAAUAAGUCUUGUUCCCUCCUUAUCUUAUUCUGAUAGAAUUCAAAUUUUGGCGGUGGUAUUGUUGUAGAGAGAUCAAAUGUAUAGAUACGAGCUUCUGUAAUGAUCUUAAAUCUAAUGCCUAAGUAAAGCCAAAGUUUGUUUAAGAAGCUGAGUUUAGUACGUGUCGGGCACAAAUUUUCUAUUUCCCAUUUACAAACGAUAAUGUUUGUCAUCCACUAAGA